Aspergillus saccharolyticus JOP 1030-1 is the source of this 665-nucleotide messenger RNA. RefSeq lists its product as uncharacterized. Bases 274 to 489 code for a protein of 71 amino acids. The record is from RefSeq and is a predicted model, not a curated record. NCBI's taxonomy places the organism in Eukaryota, Fungi, Ascomycota, Eurotiomycetes, Eurotiales, Aspergillaceae. The transcript has a single exon.
GGGCUCGUCACCAACCGCGAGUCUUGCAGCCGACUUAUCCCAGAAUUUUCACAUUGAUCAAAGGUCUGUUACAUACCGUGGAUCUCCUUUGUUCAGCCAUAUGGCUGGUGAAUAAAGGGCCCGCUGACCAAAAUUAGCCCGCAAUUGGCAACGCCCCGACGGUCUUUGUUCUCGUCGAGCCUCCUGGGAAAAGCCAAUCGGUGUGGUAUGGGAGAGCUCCUGCUUCUAUUCUAAAAAAAAAACUGCUGGCUGACACUCGAUUGUUUAGAGUCAAUGACCACACCUCCGCUUCCCUCCUCGCCGGCUCCUACAAUGGACGCUAUGGAAAUGUCUCCCUUGCCGCACAAGCCGGCGUUCAGCCUGGUCAAGGAAGUCGAGCUGGAAUCACCCUCUCUUGAUCACUCGAUGGACACACCUAUGAUCUCCGCCGGCCCGAGUCCACUGGAAGAGUCGCCGCUGGUGAACUCGAAGGACGGCCAACAAGAGUAAGAGAGGCAGCCCGGGUGGAGUCAUUGGAGGCCGACAUGGAUCUAAUCACACGGUUAUCUGUAGGAGAAAGCGUCCGACAUUCUUACGGCCCAGCCUAGCACGGAGCAAAGCCCAGAGUUUCCAGCUUGGAAUGAACAAGCCGGCCCCGGAGUCUCAACCACCUCCCUUCAAGUUCC